UCAUUAAAAAUUGGCCCAUAAUUAAUCUUGGGGAGUUUAUUUCACUUUCAUACCUUAAAAAUGCUGCGGCAUUCGCUAACUUUAUUUUCAUGAACGUUUUCAUUUUAUCUUUAUUAAUUUAUUUUUUGUGUGUUCUUUAUUACUUUAUUGCAAAUGCAUCUCGAGACUGGCAACAAACUGAAUGAAUAACUACAUAUUUCUUAAUAAGAUGCUCCAAGUACGUCAAUCAAACUUGUUCUGUACCCCGCGGGGUUUUCAAUACUUAUUAUUCUUAAUACGAGCGUCUCAAAUGGAGAUUCUCUUUAAAAACUUCUCGAGAAUUUCAACAAAGGUAGGUAAAAUUAAAGUAUCUUAA
Meloidogyne enterolobii is the source of this 355-nucleotide messenger RNA. Lineage: Eukaryota; Metazoa; Nematoda; Chromadorea; Rhabditida; Meloidogynidae. The record is from the annotation of a GenBank genome assembly.